AUGCGACAGAAUGUCACACUGAUACUUAUGACGGUUGUCAAUGUGGUUGCGAGCACACUGUUGUACCUGUCUUUCACCUACGCCGCCCCCGGAAUCGCUCUUGGAAUCGUCCAAGGAACCGUACCGCUGUUUACAACCUGUAUUGGGUUUAUAGUACUAAAGGAAACCGUGACUCUUAUUCCGUGUUGUGGGAUACUCAUCAGUGUGACAGGAGUGGUUCUAGUCGGUAUCGGGAUGGGACACCAGGGCGCAGACUCGACCCAAAACCUCGCCGUCUCGAUCGUCUUACCUCUGGCUGCUGCUUUGACCAGAGCGCCUGGUAUCGUACUGUUUCGCGUCGUUAUAAAGAAUAUAUCUUUCCUUCCUAUAAUGCUGUACACGUCAUUGUUGGGAACUGUGGCCCAAUUCAUACUGACUUACUCACUGGAGACUCCUGUAUGGACCAUGUCAGCAAAAACAACAGGGUACGUAGCAGGGUUAGGCCUAACCCAGGCCCUAGCCACGCUAACCCUUCUGGGUGUACUAGAUGUUGAAAAGGCAGCCAUAGCUGUUGCCAUGGGAACGCUGGUGGUACCAAUCACCAUCCUUAUGGACUACCUCUUCCUGUCGAAGGUACCGGGACUACUGAAGUGGGUGGGCUUGUCUCUGGUGGUACUGGGUACGGUGGUACUUAGUGUUUACACUUGGUGGCAGCACCGUCAAGAGGAAAGGCACAAAGAACUACUGGAAACUUUGGACUUUUCCCAUCUGCAAGAUGAUGAGAACUGA
Molecule: messenger RNA, 768 nt
Organism: Branchiostoma floridae (Florida lancelet)
Lineage: Eukaryota; Metazoa; Chordata; Leptocardii; Amphioxiformes; Branchiostomatidae
Product: solute carrier family 35 member G1-like
Exons: 1
Coding region: 1-768 (255 amino acids)
Cellular component (GO): membrane
Source: RefSeq, a predicted model, not a curated record